ACCUGCACAGCUCACCACUGUGGGGAAGCGCUGCUGCUUAUGGAUUCAGGACUUGUGCAUGGACCUGCGCAACUUAGAGCGGGCUCGGGAUGACCUACGCUUUCGAGGUGUAAAAGGCACCACGGGCACUCAAGCCAGCUUCUUGCAGCUCUUUGAGGGAGACCAUAGUAAAGUUGAAGAGCUGGACAGAUUAGUGACCGCAAAGGCAGGAUUUAAGCGGGCUUAUAUGGUCACAGGACAGACCUAUAGUCGCAAGGUAGAUAUUGAAGUCCUGUCUGCACUGGCCAGUAUGGGGGCGUCCAUACACAAGAUUUGUACUGACAUUCGUCUUUUGGCUAACCUGAAGGAGAUAGAGGAGCCUUUUGAGAAAGAACAGAUUGGUUCAAGCGCUAUGCCUUACAAGAGGAAUCCGAUGCGUUCAGAACGCUGCUGCAGCCUGGCUCGACACCUGAUGACUCUGGUGCUGGAUCCCCUCCAGACAGCCUCUGUGCAGUGGUUUGAGCGAACAUUGGAUGACAGUGCCAACAGGCGCGUGUGUCUUGCUGAGGCUUUCCUCACAGCUGACAUCAUUCUGAGUACACUGCAGAAUAUCUCCGAGGGACUUGUGGUAUAUCCAAAGGUGAUUGAGAGGAGGAUCCAGCAGGAGCUGCCAUUUAUGGCCACAGAGAAUAUAAUCAUGGCGAUGGUGAAAGCAGGAGGCAAUCGUCAGGAUUGCCAUGAGAAGAUUCGUGUUCUCUCCCAGCAAGCAGCUGCUGUUGUGAAACAGGAAGGAGGUGAUAAUGACUUAAUUGCCCGUGUCCGAGCUGAUGCUUACUUCAGCCCUAUCCAUAAACAACUUGAAAGCCUGUUGGAUCCCUCCUCCUUCACUGGACGUGCUCCUCAGCAGGUGGCAAAGUUCCUGAAGGAGGAGGUUCGACCAGUGCUGAUUCCAUACCAAAGCAAGAUGGGUGGGAAAAUUGAGCUGGCGCUUUAGGUAUAUUCUGCAAAGGUGUUUGGGUACGGGAAGAUAAUAAAAGCCUUAUUGAACCA
Tauraco erythrolophus (red-crested turaco) is the source of this 1029-nucleotide messenger RNA. The record is from RefSeq and is a predicted model, not a curated record. Lineage: Eukaryota; Metazoa; Chordata; Aves; Musophagiformes; Musophagidae.